Messenger RNA from Symbiodinium sp. CCMP2456, 2703 nucleotides. Lineage: Eukaryota; Dinophyceae; Suessiales; Symbiodiniaceae. The record is from the annotation of a GenBank genome assembly.
AUGGACCUCUGUCGAACGACUGCGUUACCGGGCGUCCUUGUCUUCCACUUCGAUCUUUGCCAUGUGCAGGUUGAUUUCGUUCAGAAAGCUCGCGAUGCUGCCAAUCAGGUGGCUGAGGCGGCCAACAAGGUCUCCGAGAGCGUGCAGGCCGAGUACAGGCGGACUUUUGAGGAGCUCGACUGUCAGAUCUACACCUUGCAACCAGACCUGGUCAUCAUGGAGUACCCGGGCAUAGAGACCAUUGAGCGGCUAGCAAAGCGGCUCAAUGAGUCGUAUUCUCAGAAAAUGUUAAUCUUUGACUUCUCAGAGGAGCCCUACGAAAGCAGCAAGUUUGAUGGCGAGGUCGUCGGCAUCAACCUGCAGAAGAUGGAAGUGCCGCCGCUGAAGUUGGUGGCGGAGCUCUGUCUUACGGCUAGCCAGUGGCUGGCGACUGACUCGGGUCACCUUCUGGUGCUGCACUGUGUGAGUGGCAAAGAAGGGUUUUGGGCAGGCACCGAAACCUUCAACAACUCAAGCUACGGCCGGUCCGGGCUUUUUGGAGGCUCUGCAGGCCAUCGCCGAACGGUUGCCUCUGCGGAUGCUACCAUCGCAGCAGCGAUACCUUGGACUCCUGGCGAACUGGUCAGCUCACCGCAGCCGGAGAUCUCUUCUCCAAAGCUGGUCAUACCGAAGAUAUCCGGAUACUUCCACCAGUUCCUGGAGGCAAAAAGGCACUACGCCGCAGCCAAAGCGCUUGCGCUUGUCCAAGGAAGUGUUGCUUUCAGACCCUUCAUCGAAGUGUGGGUCGCUGGAGAGCUGGCCUACUCCUCCUUCAAAGGUGGAAAGAGUGAUGAGGCCGUGUGGCCCAGCAGCUACGCAUCCAGUGAUUCCGUGGUGGCUUUUCUGCUGCCUGGACAGCUAGUCGUCUCAGGGGACGUGCUGAUCCAGGUUUUUCACCUCUACUUGGAUGCUAAGCGGGAGCUAGCAAUGAAGCUGGCUUUCCACACGAACUUCGUCACAGAAGGUCUGCAACUCAGCAAGUUUGAACUCGAUGCAGCGUGCAACGACGAUCGGUUUACCGACGACUUCUUCGUGGACCUGGUCUUCGAAGAGGUGCCGAGAAACGAAGACUCAACGGAGGAAGAAGAGAAGGUGCAGCAAGCGGCAGCCGAGGAUGCCCUAGUUUUCGAGAAGGCCCGUGCCGCAUCUGCAGAGCUCCGCGAGCAGGAUGAGAAGAAGCGGGCGCAGGCUGCGGAGGCACAGGGAGCGGAGGAGGGCGACGUGGAGGCUGAGCUCGAGGCCAUUCUUCGUGAUGCUCCCGCAGAGGGGUCCCCUAAAGAUAUGGCCAAUGGGGGAGGAGGUCAGGAUGACGACAAGGAGCUUCGCCAGGCGCUGGCUGCAGCCGCCGAGGAGGAGCGGAAGGUGGAAAAGUCAGUCGAGAAGGCCGCUGACAAAGCAUCAGCUCCUGUGCAAUCCGCCGAUAAGCCGACGGUGAAGUCUGCAGAGAUUGAUAAUCUUUUCAGUGAGUUUGAUGCAGUCCUGAAAAGUGGCACGAAAGGUGAUGCUGCAGCGAAAGGUGGUGGCUACAGCGAAAGCUCUUCGAAACCAGCGGCUUCCACAAGCAAAGUCGCUGAGAAGAAGGACAUGUUCGCCGAAGUGGACGACUUUCUAAAAGAGCUAGAUGGCGGCACGGGCAGCGGCAGCAAGUCGCCUGCAAGCUUCGGUGACACAGUGAGCGAAUGGCGAGGGCACGUGUGCAAAGCAAAAUACACCGUGGACUGUGUAAAGACCGGCGAAGGUCGCUCGACGACGAGACACGCCGGGCACCAGAAUCCCGAGUUCUGUUGUUCAACGAAGGACGUGUGGCGCCAUUCAUCCAGCCACAUGUGUGCCAAGGAGGGUUUGCCAGCGGACCUGAAGUGUGAGGUCUUGUAUGGCUUCCACCCGAAGGCUGCGGCUCGGGACUGGGACAGCCACGCCAAGUUCAGCGCCUUUGGCAAACGCAAGGGGUGUAGCCGCACGACAUGUUGUAGAGCUGGCGCAGAAGAGACCUUGACUCUGGUCCUACUGGUUGUGGUCGUCAUGGCCGUCGUGGUGCUCUUUCAUUGUUUGGGAUUCUUCGCUGGCAUCAUGGUUGGGAUCAUGCUGGAGAUGAUAUCAGCUGACGAUGUGGUCGGCACCUCGUUGGACAGGCACUGGUGGUACUCGCCGCAGACGGCUAUCCACGUGCGAUACGUUCUACACCGGCUCGGCGGCCCUUUCGUCGCAAUUUCGAUAUCGGUUUCGAAUGCGGCGCUGCGAGCCCACGGCGGCAAUGCAGAGAAGGCGGCCUCCGAGGCCCUCGAAGAGGACGACUGUGCGGAAGAGCUACGUGAGCGGCUGCUGCGGCUGGUGCCAGUCGUAGGACUGCCGUCGUCAUUGCUGUACCCGCUGUGGAAGCUGCUUCGCAGGACGUGCCUGGUGGCCAGCCUCUUUGGGCAUGACCUCCAGCAGGAGUCCGUUUUGGCCGAGGUCCUGUUAGCGGCCGCAGGACUUGGGGCAACGCCGGCAGGCGAGCGACGCCUUGAGAUGGCCGCCAAAGCACUCUGGCAACGCAUCGCGGGGCGCUGGGCAAAAUCCUUGCCUGUGGCAGCUCUCCUAGCCCAGCUUCUGGAUCUCCAAGGCGUAGCCGACAAUUUGGUGUUGCAACAUUUCCGCGAUGGGCCUGGUGUCCAGGACUUCUGA